AUGUCCGCUGACAGCGUCGUCCCCGCACCGCCAAAGUCUCUGAAGCCAACGAACGAGAUCUUGAACGAGGUCGAAAUCGCCCGCGAGUUAUCCAUCCUCGCUCAGUCCAGCAACGAGAAUUCGGAAGAGCGACGGAAGCUUGAGAUGUCAAACGAGAGCAUUGAGCGCCGCCGUGCCGAGCUGCUUGAACAGCAGGCAAAGAUCAGGCUCGACAAGGUCAUGCUCCGGGAGAAGAAGAUCGCAAAGAUCGAGGAAGAAGUCGUGGAACGCAUCAAGAACACCUAUGCGAAGCAGAAGGAGCUCGAGAGACUGCAGAUGGCCCUCGACGAAGACAGGAAGAGGCUCGAGGAGCGCGAGGCAAAGAUCGAUCUGCGCAACGAGCUCGUCGAGGUGCGCGAGAUGAGCGUCUUGGCGCAGGAGCUCGGGGCGAACGCGCGGGAAAGGCUGCUCGCCGGCCGCGAGUGCGACGUAUUGGAACGCGAGAACAAGGUCGCGAAGCGCGAGCUCUUGGCGUUGUGUGGCACGCCUGACAGCGCGUAUACGUUCCAGUCUGUCGCCGUCGAGCUCUGGUCGGAGGCGCAGACGCUGGAGGACUGGACGCAACCCAAUCUCAGUAUCGAGGCGGCGCUCCCCAACCUAAAGUUGGGGCUGGCGUCGCUGCUUGGUACAAAUGUUCUUGCCGAGAUCGACGACUAG
Peniophora sp. CBMAI 1063 is the source of this 696-nucleotide messenger RNA. NCBI's taxonomy places the organism in Eukaryota, Fungi, Basidiomycota, Agaricomycetes, Russulales, Peniophoraceae. The record is from the annotation of a GenBank genome assembly.